CAGAGAUUGAGAGGUCUUAUAUAUAUACACAGAGCAAUAAACCCUAAUGGAUAUUCUCAAAGCUCUCAGACAAAACAAUAAAUUCAGAAAGUUAAUUAAUGGCAGCAAGACAGCAACCUAGAGGAACAGGCUUAGGUGUUCAGUAUGAAGAUUUUGUCCCCAAAUCUGAUUGGAAAGAUCAACCUGAAGCCACUCUUCUCACCAUUGAUCUUCAAGGUUUUACAAAGGAGCAAAUAAAGGUAAUGUAUGUGCAUGCCUCUAAGAUGAUAAGAGUCACGGGAGAACGUCCCCUGACUGGUAGGAGAUGGAGCCGUUUCAACGAAGUGUUCACUGUUCCAGAGAAUUGUCUUGUGGAUAAGCUUCGUGGGAGUUUCAAUAACAACGUCCUCACAAUCACCAUGCCUAAGGAGAAGGUUGAGAAGCUAGAGGAGAAGAGGUUGUUGGAGGAAUCAAGAAGGAAAGAAAAGGAAGUAGAGGAUGAGAAGAAGAAGAAGCUUUUGGAAGAGAAAGAGGCGAUACUUAGGAAGCUACAAGAAGAAGCUAAAGCAAAAGAGAUGGCUGAGGCAAAGAGGCUUCAAGAAGAAGCUAAAGAGAAAGAGAAGGCCGAGGCAAGAAAGCUGCUUCUUGCAGCUGCAGUAAAAGAGAAGGCUGAAAGAAGGAAGCUGCAAGAAGCAGCUGUAGCAAAAAAGAAGGCAGAGGAAAGAAGGCUUCAAGAAGAAGCUAAAGCAAAAGAAAUGGCUGAGGUGAGGAGGCUUCAAGAAGAAGCAAAAGCAAAAGAAAUGGCUGAGGCAAGGAAGCUUCAAGAAGCAGCUAUAGCAAAAGAGAAGGCAGAAGCAAAGAGGCUUCAAGAAGAAGCUAUAGCGAAAGAGAAGGCUGAGGCAAGGAGGCUUCAAGAAGAAGCAAAAGCAAAAGAGAGGGCAGAAGAAAAGAGGCUGCAUGAAGAAGCUAAAGCAAAAGCAAAAGAGAUGGCCGAGGCAAGGAAGCUCCAAGAAGAAGCUAAAGCAAAAGAGAAACUGUUGGAAGAAGCUGCACUAGAAAAGAAGAUCCAAGAUAAGAAGUUAGUAAUGCCAGAAGAGGGGAAGCUUCCAGAAGUGGACUACACAAAAUCCGGUCCCGGUUCUAGGACCAAACAUGUGUCCGAAAGAACAAGCGAGGCCGUGAAAUCAGCAGAAGAAAAACUAAGUUACUUGGUAGUGAAAGGAAAGAAAACAGGGAAAGGUAUGAUGGAGAAAAUAAGGGGAAGAGAGAUAACAAGUGAAGAGAAGAAGAAGAUGAUGGUGAAUGUAGGAGUGUCUGCUCUUGUUAUCUUUGCCCUUGGAGCUUAUGUUUCUUAUAGCUUUUGCUCAUCUUCAUCUUCUACCAAACCAGAAUGAUCAUUGUCUUUAAAGAAGUUGUGUGAAUGAGAGCUAUUAUAUACUUUGUAAAUGUGAUAUAUAUAUAUAUUCUAAAAUCCA
Eruca vesicaria subsp. sativa (arugula) is the source of this 1454-nucleotide messenger RNA. NCBI's taxonomy places the organism in Eukaryota, Viridiplantae, Streptophyta, Magnoliopsida, Brassicales, Brassicaceae. The record is from the annotation of a GenBank genome assembly.